AUGCACGAAAUUCAAAUUCGUACUGUUGCACAUGUGAAAAACUUGAAGAAGACAACGAGAGAACAACGAGUGAAGUGGUACAAGGAAGUGCAGGCUAUGUACAAAGAAGCCGAUAAACUGAGCGAGAGGAAGGUGAAGCUUGCUCAGAAAAUGUAUGAUACAGUUGACACCCAUAUCAAGGAGAUGGACCAGCAGCUUGUGGAGUUUCAAGAAUUUCAAAUUAAAAAGUAUAACGAAGAUCAUGGAGCAAAAGCAGGUACGUCGAACACGGACACUCAGAAGCGAAAAGGGUCUGUGUCUAUCAUGAAAGGUGAUAAAAAGAAGAAGCCAGGAGAUCUCAAAGCAAAUCGCCCGGAAAGUGCGACCUUUAUGGACACCUUCAAGCCUUCUGCAAUUACCGCCGUUGACAUGCCUGUCGAUCCAAAUGAACCAACCUACUGCAUAUGUCAUCAGGUUCGCAAUUUCUUUAAAAAUUUAUCACAGUUGUUCUCAAAAUUUAGUUUUAAGUUGGACAGAAAUGUGGAAACUUUUUUCUUUCAUUGUUGAGA
Messenger RNA from Strongylus vulgaris, 548 nucleotides. The record is from the annotation of a GenBank genome assembly. Lineage: Eukaryota; Metazoa; Nematoda; Chromadorea; Rhabditida; Strongylidae.